Messenger RNA from Microdochium trichocladiopsis, 2973 nucleotides. RefSeq names its product ankyrin repeat-containing protein. Gene Ontology annotation, molecular function: protein binding. The record is from RefSeq and is a predicted model, not a curated record. The transcript is spliced from 6 exons. Lineage: Eukaryota; Fungi; Ascomycota; Sordariomycetes; Xylariales; Microdochiaceae. The annotation marks the transcript as partial.
AUGGCCUACUCCUCGCGCCAUCAUGCCGUCCAAUACUGGAACGAGAUUGCGGCCUGGCCGUAUGGGGCCACGCCGGUCUGUGCCACCGUCAUCGUCGUCCUGGUAACUGCUACCCUUAUCCGCAGAUGCUCCAGGCAGGCGUCGGAGGCGCCCAAGAGCUUGACACUGCGCAUCGACGGUAUCCCAACCGAUCAUGCCGAUGAGUUGUUCACCAACCUGAGGUCUAUCGCCGAGAGGAGUCCGGUCCUGCGGGCUGCCGCUGCUACCAUGGUCCUUCGCUCUUUGGCACAACAUGGCAAGGACUCUGUAUGUGCCACCAUCUCGACCACCACGUCACUCUCCGGAGACGACCUGUCCGCCCAGCUGCGCCGAGCUGGGAACAGCCACCCGUACAGGUACACCUGCAAAUUCGAGGGAAUCACGCCGCUCUACGAGGACAAGAACGGUGCAGAUGUCGACAUCAUCGCAGUACCCGGCCUCGGAAGCCACGCACUUGGCUCCUGGAAAUCCCCGAACAGCGACGACGUCUGGCUACGCGACUUCCUUCCUAAAGACGUGUCCAACAUCCGAGUGCUGAUCUACGGCUAUGAUACCAAGCUGCCGGGCAGCCUCUCGAAGCAGUCCAUCAGAGACUUGGGCCGCACCCUCUUGGAACAAAUCAAUGCCUUUCGAGGGAAUGAUGGUACUGCUCGCCGUCCGAUCAUCUUCAUCGGUCAUAGCCUCGGCGGCCUGCUGAUUAAAGAGGCGCUUAUUCGCGCCCGCAGGCCAAGUAACGACGUGAACUCCGACCUGUCCAAAGCCUGUUAUGGACUGCUUUUCUUCGGCGUGCCGAAUCUCGGGCUGCGAAACGAUCAGCUGAGAACGCUUGUCCAGGGCCAACCAAACCAGGCCUUGAUUGACGACCUCCUCGUGGAUAACGACUCGGAACCCUCGACCUUCCUGAAGACACUUGCUGAACAGUUUUCUGAGAGCUGCAAGGGCUCCUACCGAGUCGUGACGUGCUUCGAGCGCGCGCUCAGUCCAACCUUGAAGCUUGAUGACAGGGACGGGAGAUGGCGCAAGACUGGCGACCCCUCUUUAUUGGUGACCGAAAAAUCAGCAACCAGUACGGGCUUAGUGGCCGUGGCCGACGAGGACAACAUCCCCUUCAACACGGAUCAUUCAGGGCUCGUCAAGUAUUCCAGGGGCCAGUCCGACUACACCGUCGUCAGAGAACGACUAAGAAGACUCGUCAAUGAAGCGAAACGGGAGGUUACCAAGCGAUUUGCCGAGCACAGCCUCUACCAGCUCCAGUCAGAGACAACGCUAGCUUGCCUGAGAUCACUGGCCUUUGAUGAUAUGGAUGGCCGGCCCAACGAAAUCGCCAACGAGGCCGAUGGCACCUGCGAGUGGCUUCUCAAGCACGAAACUUUGGUCCAAUGGACCCGUCAGCAUCGAGGCCUGCUCUGGAUUAAAGGGAAACCAGGAUCUGGCAAGUCAACGCUGAUUAAAUAUGCCCUGCGUACACUUCCUUCCCUUUACGGAACCGACACGCUUGCAUUUUCCUUCUUUUGCGAUGGCCGCGGCCAUGAACUGCAGAAAACUCCCCUUGGUCUCUUCCGAUCCAUCUUGCACCAGCUACUCAAGCGUGUCCCUGGCGCCCUACCCAACCUGAUUGACCAUUUUGACGGAAAACGGAAAACAGAGGGCGAGCCUGGAGAGAAGUGGCAGUGGCAUAUUCAACCAUUGCAGGAUUUCCUCAAGUCGUCACUUCCAAGAAUUCUGAAGAGAUUUCCAGUCAUACUCUUCAUCGAUGCGCUCGAUGAAUGCGGCGAACAGCCAGCUCGCGAACUGAUUGGGCAACUCAAAGAUCUACUCUCAAGCCUCCCGUCUACCGACUCUCGAUUCGGUAUCUGCUUCUCUUGUCGUCACUACCCCAUUCUGGAGCUCGACGGCGGAUUGACGAUACUGCUUGAUACCGAAAACACACAGGACAUCGUUAUAUUCGUUCAAGCCGACUGCUCUAGAAAUCAUCUAGGUGCCGACGUUGAAAGACUAAUUAUCAACCGCGCCCAGGGUGUUUUCAUGUGGGCACACUUGGUCCUGAAACAAGUACUACAGCUGCACCUCCACGGAGAAUCGACAGCCGAGAUCGAGGCCGAAAUUGAGCGGAUACCGCAAGACUUGAACGGCAUUUACAAUGAGCUGAUCAAGGCCGUGAAGCAUCGCUCAACUACCUUGCAGCUUAUGCAAUGGAUCUGUUGCUCCACGCGGCCGUUGACAACGGGCGAGCUGCAAUGGGCCAUGGCAGUUGAUCCCGACUGCACUCACAACUCACUCGACGAAUGCCAAAACAACGACAAGAUCGACAGAAGAAUCAACACCCUCAGCUGCGGUCUUGCAGAGAUCGUCCCGUCCGACAACGCCCGCGUCGUUCAGUUCAUCCAUCAGCCAGUCAAGGACUUUUUUGUCGAGGGUGGAUUGAUGGCUCUGGACAAUACCAUCAGAGCAGCAAAUUUGGUGGUCCUUACGGCCCACUGCCGCCUAUCCCGGUCCUGCGUCCGCUACUUUAGAAUGGCCGUAUCUUCUCAUCCGGGACGCUUCAGUAGCGGGGACGAGUCUAGGUUCCCCUUGCUGCAUUAUGCAAUAACAUCAUGGGUGUCUCACGUGAAGUUGGGCGAGCCAGCCGAAAUAUCUCCAAACGAUGUUCUGGAUAUGCUUGGAUGGCCGAUGGAGCCCCUAGUUGCAUCAUCGGUACAGAUAUACGAGGCAUUGGAGCUAUACGCAGGUGAUUGCCCGUCAAGCGGGAGUAGCGUUGUACACAUCGUAGCGAGACACGGCUUGACCAAGCUGCUAUCAUGUCUGCUCCUCGACACGGGCAAGGUCGAUGUCGACUCGAAAGACGAGAAUGGCCUGACACCUCUAUCGGGGGCCGCCGCGGGCGGACACGAGGUCGUGGUCAAGAUUCUCCUCGAUACGGGCAAGGUCAAUGUC